Messenger RNA from Uranotaenia lowii, 532 nucleotides. Its product is annotated as adult cuticle protein 1-like. The transcript has 2 exons. The record is from RefSeq and is a predicted model, not a curated record. Lineage: Eukaryota; Metazoa; Arthropoda; Insecta; Diptera; Culicidae. The coding region runs from base 80 to 532 and encodes 150 amino acids.
AGGUUGUCAGGUGUUGUAUGGAAUCAUAUCAUUCGUUCAGUUUAAGCUUAAAACAACUCAAAGCAUUCAAUCAGCAAUCAUGAAGUGCAUCGCAGCUGUAGUCAUGAUGGCCUGUGCCGUCGCUGUCAACGCCCAUUACGCCCACCAAGUUCCUGUAGCUCCGGCCAUAACCUACGCCAACGAUUAUCACCAUGGAAGGGCAGGCCAUCAUCAAGCACCAGUUGUUACCUACGCCAACAAUCAUUGGGAUCAGUGGGCUCAUCAUGAUGUUCACCAUCAUCAGGUUCCAGCUGCUGUUGCCAUCGCUGCUCCAGUUGCCUACAACAACAACGCUUGGGCUCAUCAGCACAACUCCUGGGAUCAUCACAACCAUCAUGCGCAUGCUCAUGGUGCCGUAGCCGUUGCUCCAGUUCACCAUAAGGAGGCCACUUAUGUUGCCGCAAAUCCAGGAGCUGUCCAUAAGGCCCCACUUCCAGGGCACAUCGUCAACCAAAAGUCCCUGAACUUGGCUCCGGCUCCAGGAACUUUGUAA